AUGACAAACAAGGCGCCCAUGUCAGCACGGCAAAACAAGAAACAGCGCAAGGGGCGGAAUCCUCAUCAACACCGCGAACGCACAGUCACUACUCUCACAGGUGAUUCAGAUACCGUCUUCUCUACAAACCACAGCAAAAACGAAGACCUCACUCCUACCACAAUGCCUCAUACGUUCAAUCCCGCAAUCUCCGCAGGUUUUGCUUUCAAUAAUCUCCCGGCUAACAUACCUAAGCAAGCCCAGUACAUGACCCAGAGCCAUGUCACUCUUCCUCCAGGGGAAACCGACCUCGAGAAACUUGAAAAUCUCAAGCAAAUAAUAAAAAAUGGUCAACAUGAACUCUACACCACCGUCCCAAAUCCUAUCGCAUUGGCACAGCUUUACUUAGGUGAUAUCGAUUCUGGUCAGCAAAUACCGCAAUUGGUUUCAGGUUCUACUGACGACGCUGCAACUCGGCCCCCUCGUCUCCAAAGCAAGGAUUCGAUGCGUAAGGCAGUCUCAGGCACUGCCGCUUAUAGCAGCGCUUCUCAGAUCUUGGACGAGCAAGCAUCUCAGACUCGCCCAUCUGCCGGUUCUGGUUCGGCCUUCUCUGGUUUCAAGGCUUCAAAUUAUCCUGCCGAAGUCAAACCUCUGAACUCACAUGAAACUCUAGGCGACGAGCCUAUUCAGGAGUCGAGCGUGGACGACACCGCCCCAUUAUCCGCCCGAAUAUCUCGUCCUGAUGAUAACUUCGAACCAAGGUCUGGUGCCGAAAGACCAUAUCCCGACGACUUUUGUGCCACGGAGUUAAUGCAACAAGACUCAGUGACAUUACCACCAUCCAAUGGUUCCAUUCCUCCUUCUACUGGCAGCCGUGGUCGAUAUCAUGAUCCAAGAGAGCACGAUAGAGUGAGGGAGCGAGAGGUCUGGGACCGUGACCGGUCCAACUCCGACUUACGCUAUGGCAAAGAUGAACGGAGACUAUCUGAUGCUCGACGACACGAACUGGACUCAUACUCGCUUCGCAGGUAUGACCCAAACGAGGAAGAACGGCAUCGAGACGAACGAGACAGGCUCAACCCGCGCCCUCUGGACGAAAGUGUUCGUUUCUCUUCGAGGCUGGAGGACAGAGAACGUGAUUUUUAUCCACAUCAGCGACCAGAUGACCGCAACCACGAUCGCAGGGAGUACGUAGAUCAUCAUCAUGGACCUUCCUUUGAUACAAGAGUUCCCCUUACCGACGCCCGUGUGACCAGCAGCCCAUCUCAGAUGCAUCCAUUAUCUUCGUCCUCUACGACCGUGUUAUCUUCAGGACCUGCUCACAGAAAUAGUGUUGAAGAUCGAACUGCUAGACCUCCUUCGAUACCGUCUCCGCAACUGCAGGCUGCUGCAGAGGAACUUCGUGCACCCACUCUCGAAGAACGGAUGAGUACUCGCGUACCAACCCUGAAAGAACGCCUAAGCCAGCCUUCCAUGAGAGGAGGGCCAGCCCAGUCUCAACAAUCUGGCAGUCUACACAAUUCCGCCAAUUCUGUUGCUUCGGCCCCAGGGCGUCAACCCACUCUCGAACAAAGAAUUUCUCAGGGCCCCGGUGGUGUAAAUACCAAUGUCACUGGCUCUGAUGCUUUGAAACGACCCACCUGUCGUGACCUCCGGGACAGAACCCUUAGCGGUCCCGAACAAGCUGCUGGCCCACCGCGGAUGCCUGCAUCCAAUUCAGCAGGACUAGCACCUCCUACGCCUGACGAACGUGGACGAUCGCUCAGUCGCGACUUCAACAGCAACGCACCUACAUCUCCAGAUACGCCUGUGAACACUUCCAGUAGAUAUCCAUCUCGCACUGAUUCUGUGGUCAGGGAAAGUGGAAAUGGGUCCCUUAAUUCCCACGUGAAGUCUAGCUCUGUGUCUGCCGUGGCGAGGGGUAGUUCACCCGCCACCAGCGUUCAAGGUCGUAGCAAUGGACGACAUGAUAAUUACAGGCCUGUACCACUGAGGGAACCUUCAAGGGAGAGGCACUCUGGUACUGUUCCUCCACCUGGAACGAAUGGUUACAUGCCUGACGAAAAGACCUAUCUGGACCAAGAUAGGGAUCGGGAGAGGAUGGAUUUGGAUUCAAGGUAUUCAGACCGGUACAACGGACGUUACUCGCCUCGGGACCGUCCAAGACCCCUCUCUAAUGCAGUUGGAAGAACGUAUCCGUCUCCACCUAAUCAGCCUCCUACACCCUACGAUGAUCGUGACCGGCGCAUGCCACCUCCACCUCCAGCUCCUAGGGACUAUCCUCCCAAUCCCCCUUAUGAAUAUAGUCGUGAUGGAGACCGGAGGAAAGACUGGUCCACAGCUGAGGAAGAUGUAUACUGGAAGUCGUCACGGCCCGCUUACCCUCCACUUGAUAGAGAGCGCUAUGAACGAGAACCCCAGCCGUCGUCAUCGUCAUUACUUCCUCCGCCCUCUCGCAGUGCACUCGGAUGGGAAACUCGCGACGAGCACGAUAGUAGGCGAUCAGCGCAAUUAAAUAUAUACCCUCCAGCAAGAUCUCCCACCCGUGAUCCUCGUCCCAGCUAUGACAGUCGCUCGUACUAUGACAGACCGAGGUACGACUUGGGAACUCCCAACCCACACGGCCACCCUCAGUCUGCUGUUGCUUUGGCGGCAUCCGCUCGUAUCCGACAGAGAAGCCCAAGCCCCAAAAGAUCGGCGAAUCCUACUUUGGAUGACAGGCCUCCUCUGAAGCGGCCCCGGGAUGACUCAUAUCCUAGUGGUCCAGGGAUAUACUCUAGACCAAGAGAAAGUACUUCGUUGUCGGUGUCAGGCAGAUAUCCACCUGAUUAUGACUCAAGGCCUAUACCGUCAGGGGAAAGAGCGGAGUAUAGACGCCCCGAAUAUCCAGGAUCUUAUGACAGACCAAGGAGUCCAGCGAGGAGCGUCGGUGGUUAUACAAGCAAUUACCGUCCUGAUCCUAGAGACGAUAGAAGGUAUGUGCCCCCUCCUCAGCCGCGUUAA
This is a messenger RNA of Marasmius oreades (fairy-ring Marasmius), 2982 nucleotides long. RefSeq lists its product as uncharacterized. Lineage: Eukaryota; Fungi; Basidiomycota; Agaricomycetes; Agaricales; Marasmiaceae. The coding region runs from base 1 to 2982 and encodes 993 amino acids. The record is from RefSeq and is a predicted model, not a curated record. The transcript has 2 exons.